UAUUUUUAGUUUUUUCUUUCUUUUUAUUUUUACUGAACAACCUCCUGGUCCCCAUUGUGAAAACGUUCUGCCUAGGCUAUUUCAUUAUAUUUUAUCCAAUGUAAAAUAUUGAUUAUUGCAUUUGUCAAAAUUUCAAAGAUGUCAGGGAAGAGGCAAAGGAGCAUUCUUUCAUGCUUUGCUCUUAAAGAUCAGCUCCCUAAAAAGGUGGCUAGGUCAGAGGAGGAGACUGUGGAGAAGACAGUAGUGGAGGAGGCAGUUAGGGUGCCAGUAGAGGAUGGGUCCAUGGAAGAGACUGAGGAGGACACCAUAAAGGAAACCAUGGAGAACCCACUGGAAACAGGGAGAAAGAGAGGGUUAAGUGGAGCAGCCACCUAUAGGUGUUCCUUUAAGAAGGAGUGGUCAACCCGAUGGCCAUUCAUCACAAUGGGAACCAGCAGCUCUUUUUACUGGUGCUCAGUCUGCAGACAAGAGAGCUCCUGUGCCCAUCAAGGUGUGAGGGACAUAAGCAGGCAUGUGGAAAGCAAAGGACAUCGAACCAAAGAACAGGCUCUAAAAUCAGCCAGCAGUGUUGCACAGGUCUACACACCAGCAACUUCUGUUGGAGGCAUGAGUGUACAAGAGGCCAAGGUACAUAGCAAAGGAAAACCAAAAGGCUGUUGGCAAUGUUUGAUAAAUUGCAUUUUCCUUUAAAAUUGUAGGUUAUAUUACACUGAACACUUAUCUAAUGCUUUAUGAGUUAUUUAAUUAAUUGUUUCUGUUGCAGACCAGGAGGGCUGAGGUGAAGGUUGCCAUUGCAAUGGUGCAGCACAAUGUUCCAUUUGCCGUUGCUGACCAUUUCAGCCCCUUGUACAAAGAAUGUUUUAGAGACUCCCCCACGGCUCAGAGCUUUAAGAGCGCAAGCACCAAAACAACGCGCAUCAUAAAUGAAGCAGUGGCACCUCAUUUUAAGAAGGAACUGGUGAUGAAGAUGAGAGAGAAUCCCUGCACACUUGUCACAGAUGGCUCAAAUGACACUGGUCUAGAGAAGAUGAAUCCCCUCACAGUACGAAUAUUUGACAGCAACAAAGUUGUGCACAGAUUCUUUGAUAUGUGCACCACAAGUGGGCGGAACUGUGGAACUGCUGAAGUGAUUUAUAAAAAAAUCAAUGACACCCUGCAGGAAAGCAACAUCCCUUGGAGAAACUGUGUAGGUCUCUCUAUUGACAAUGCUCCUGUAUAUACAGGUGCCAACAAUUCAAUUGCAGCCAGAAUGCUUAGGGAAAAUGGCAGCAUUUACAUACAUGGAUGCCCCUGUCAUAUUAUCCACAACACUGCCAAACAGGCAGGGCAGAGGUUUUUGGAAAUAUCCGGUUUUGAUCCUGAAGAUCUGGCGGUGGAUGUUGGGUAUUGGUUUAAGGGAAGCACCAAUCGUAAAGGUUACCUGGCAGAAUUUUUUGAAUUCCAUGACAGUGAGUAUAUGGAAAUGCUGCUGCACAUUUCAGUGCGAUGGUUGAGCCUGGAGAGGUGUAUAACCCGAAUUCUGCGACAGUAUGGGCCACUUACCAGCUAUUUUAAAUCUUUAAAUGAGAAACAACCAAGGUUUAGAAGGCUGGUGGAUGCUUUUUCCAAGCCCCUGACUGAAGUUUACCUCCUUUUCUAUCAAGCGAUGCUGCCAAUAUUCUCCACACUGAACCUCCUCCUCCAGAGGGAAAGGUCUUCCAUCUUCCAGCUCCAUGGAGAGAUGACAAAGUUCAUCCUGAAACUGUUUGCAAGGUUCAUGAAGCCGUUAGCACUACAGGGCCGACAAGUCCAUGACAUCCUCUACAUGGACCCACUAAACCAACUGCCAGGUGACCAGUUUGAGCCAGUUUGGGAGGCUUUCUAAAAUAGCGUCAUUGGUGUUAGUGCUCCCUCAUUCAAAUGCCGACGCUGAAAGGGUUUUCUCCAUGGUGGGAUUGAACAAGACUAAAACCAGGAACAGCUUAGCACUUGAUGGAACCCUGUCAUCCAUCAUGACAGUAAAAAUGGCUGGCCUGGAACCACAGUGCUUCAAAUGGGAGCCACCAACCCCUGUGCUAAAGGCCUCAAAACCAGCUACAAACACCUACAAUAAACAACACUGACCAUUCUCUCUCUCUCUCUCUCACACACACACUCACACACAAAUAAAUAAAUGUUGAAUUAAAUAAAUAUUAUUUCAUUUGUAAGAAUAUGUGUCAUUUAUGAGUACCUGCCGCCGCCAAAAUCUCACUCUAAACUCAUUUCAAAACUUGAGAGCCCUGAUGAUGCAUUGUUGUAGAUUAAACUACCCAACAGUGUAUUAGUAGGCAACUUUAAAUUGAAUAACAUUGAACAUAUUUAGAAAUUAAACAAAUUA
Messenger RNA from Carassius auratus (goldfish), 2356 nucleotides. RefSeq lists its product as uncharacterized. The record is from RefSeq and is a predicted model, not a curated record. Bases 797 to 1864 code for a protein of 355 amino acids. Lineage: Eukaryota; Metazoa; Chordata; Actinopteri; Cypriniformes; Cyprinidae. The transcript has 7 exons.